Molecule: messenger RNA, 1143 nt
Organism: Calliphora vicina (urban bluebottle blowfly)
Lineage: Eukaryota; Metazoa; Arthropoda; Insecta; Diptera; Calliphoridae
Exons: 4
Coding region: 1-1143 (380 amino acids)
Source: RefSeq, a predicted model, not a curated record
AUGGGUAGCAGUCUGGAGGGCGCGGAGGCAACAUCAACAUAUCGGGCAUACGGAGGCGAUAUCCAGCCAUAUCCAGAGCCUAAUAAUGUUGCUAUAGAAAAUCAUCAUCAACAACAACAAAAACAACUUCAUCAUCAGCAAUCACAUCUCGACAAAUCUUUACGUAGCAACAGCAACAAUUUCUCUUUACAACUACAACUACAACAAACUCAAGGACAGCAAAAACCUUUAGCGACUCCUCAUCUGGACUCUCUCAAAAAUACUGACUUUCUAACCUCCAAUACAAAAGCCUCAAUCACGGCGACUACAGCGGCAAGACGUUACUCCAGGUUUGAGAAUACAGAGGCGUUGGAACGACGGGUAAGUUCAGCAAGCAGUGGCAGUGGCGGUGGUGGUGGCGGCUCUAGAUCAUUAGCAGCUUCAGCUCUUGCUGAUAUUAUAACAGCGGAUGUAGCUGGCUCUCCGCAACAGCAGCAACAACAGCACACAUUCGGUACAAGAACGUACGCAGACGGCAGGAUAAAACGUGCCAGCAUUUAUGGCUCCGAUAUCUCAGGCAAACUAACGGCAAUUGGUGGUGCUGGUCCUAGUCGAGAUAAUACUGGCAGUUUAGUUAAACGUCAUAGUGGCAGUUUUACAGGCGCAUUUGAUUUAACAUCGAAUCGUGGCCAAACAGGUGCUGUGAAUGGCUUUGACAGUGGGAAACAUUGGGAUGGUGAUAGCUUACAACAGCAGCAACAACAACAACAACAUCAACAGCAGUAUACAACAGAUGCAACACAGGGUAUUGGUGGCUCAUCAUCAUACAGCACAAGUGCAAGUAGUACAAAUUCACCUAUGAGACAGCGUCUCCCCUCACAGUCGGGUCUCAGCGAUUUGAGUGGCAAUACACCAGGCAUCUUUGUUGGCGGCCUAGGUGGCAGUAAUAUUUACAGCAAUAACAUACAAACACCCAGUACAUUUAAUAUUCCAACUGGUGUAAGUGCUGGUGGUGCUACUGGAGGAGCUGGUGUUAGCAGUAGUAGUAGUGGUGUUGCUGGUGGAGGCAGCGCAGUGGCUAUUGGAAAUAGUAGCGUUGUUGCAGCAGGUCUUACUAGUGGUGGUAGCAGUAGUGGCGGUGGCACUGCAGGCAGUGUUGGGUAG